AUGAACCAAACUGCCAGCGUGUCCCAUAACAUCAAGUGCCAGUCCUCCUCAAAAACAAUCAAGGAGCUGGGAAGUAACAGCCCUCCACAGAGAAACUGGAAGGGGAUUGCUAUUGCCCUGCUGGUGAUUUUAGUUGUAUGCUCACUCAUCACUAUGUCAGUCAUCCUCUUAACCCCAGAUGAACUUACAAAUUCAUCAGAAACCAGGUUGUCCUUGGAAGAUCUCUUCAAGGAUGACUUCGUACUUCAUGAUCCAGAAGCCCGAUGGAUCAAUGAUACAGAUGUGCUGUAUAAAAGCGAGAAUGGACAUGUCAUUAAACUGAAUAUAGAAACAAAUGCCACCACAUUAUUAUUGGAAAACACAACCUUUGGAACCUUCAAAGCAUCAAGACAUUCUGUUUCACCAGAUUUGAAAUAUGUUCUUCUGGCAUAUGAUGUCAAACAGAUUUUUCAUUAUUCGUAUACUGCUUCAUAUGUGAUUUACAACAUACACACUAGGGAAGUUUGGGAGUUAAAUCCUCCAGAAGUAGAGGACUCCGUGUUGCAGUAUGCGGCCUGGGGUGUGCAAGGGCAGCAGCUGAUUUAUAUCUUUGAAAAUAAUAUCUACUAUCAACCUGAUAUAAAGAGCAGUUCAUUGCGACUGACAUCUUCUGGAAAAGAAGGGAUUAUUUUUAAUGGAAUUGCUGACUGGUUGUAUGAAGAAGAACUUCUGCAUUCUCACAUCGCCCACUGGUGGUCACCAGAUGGAGAAAGGCUUGCCUUCCUGAUGAUAAAUGAUUCACUGGUGCCUAACAUGGUUAUUCCUCGGUAUACUGGAGCAUUGUAUCCCAAAGGAAAGCAGUAUCCGUAUCCUAAGGCAGGUCAAGUGAACCCAACAAUCAAAUUAUAUGUUGUUAACCUAUAUGGACCAACUCAUACUUUGGAACUCAUGCCACCCGACAUCUUUAAAUCAAGAGAAUAUUAUAUCACAAUGGUUAAAUGGGUAAGCAAUACCAAGACAGUGGUCAGAUGGUUAAACCGACCUCAGAACAUUUCCAUCCUCACAGUCUGUGAGACCACAACUGGUGCUUGUAGUAAAAAAUAUGAGAUGACAUCAGAUACGUGGCUCUCCAAGCAGGAUGAGGAGCCCGUGUUUUCUAGAGAUGGCAGCAGAUUCUUUAUGACAGUUCCUGUUAAGCAAGGGGGCCGUGGGGAAUUCCACCACAUAGCCAUGUUCCUCGUCCAGAGUAAAAGUGAGCAAAUUACUGUGCGACAUCUGACAUCAGGAAACUGGGAAGUGAUAAAAAUCUUGGCGUAUGAUGAAACUACUCAAAAAAUUUACUUUCUGAGCACGGAGUCUUCUCCCAGAGGGAGGCAGCUGUACAGUGGAUCUACUGAAGGAUUAUUGAAUCGUCAAUGCAUUUCAUGUAAUUUUAUGAAAGAACAAUGUACAUAUUUUGAUGCCAGUUUUAGUCCCAUGAAUCAACAUUUCUUAUUACUCUGUAAAGGUCCAGGGGUCCCAAUGGUCAGCCUACAUAGCACGGACAAUCCAGCAAAAUAUGUUAUAUUGGAAAGCAAUUCCAUGCUAAAGGAAGCUAUCCUGAAGAAGAUAAUGAGGUCCAGACUUUUAACAGUUUCUAUCGAUGACUAUGAACUUCCUUUACAGUUGUCCCUUCCCAAAGACUUUAUGGACGAAAACAAGUAUGCUCUUCUGUUAAUAAUGGAUGAAGAACCGGGAGGCCAGCUGGUCACAGAUAAGUUCCACAUUGACUGGGAUUCAGUGCUUGUCCACACAGAUAACAUCAUCAUUGCACGAUUUGAUGGCAGAGGAAGUGGAUUCCAGGGCCUGAAAAUUUUGCAGGAAAUUCAUCGAAGGUUAGGUUCCGUGGAAGUAAAGGACCACAUAGCAGCUGUGAAAUAUUUAUUGGCACAACCAUACAUUGACUCCAAUAGAUUAAGCAUUUUUGGAAAGGGGUACGGUGGCUAUGUUGCAUCAAUGAUCUUAAAAUCAGAUGAAAAGCUUUUUAAAUGUGGAUCAGUAAUUGCACCCAUCACCGACUUGAAGUUGUAUGCUUCAGCUUUCUCUGAAAGAUACCUCGGUAUGCCAUCUAAAGAAGAAAGCACAUACCAGGCAUCAAGUGUGCUACAUAACAUCCAUGGCUUAAAAGAAGAAAAUAUAUUAAUUAUUCAUGGGACUGCUGACACAAAAGUUCAUUUCCAGCACUCAGCAGAAUUAAUAAAACACCUAAUAAAGGCUGAAGUGAAUUAUACUAUGCAGGUCUAUCCAGAUGAAGAUCAUAGCAUAUCUGAGAAGAGCAAGUAUCAUCUCUACAGCACAAUCCUCAGAUUCUUCAGUGAUUGCUUAAAGGAAGAAAUACCUAUGAUACCACAGGAACCAGAAGAAGAAGAAGAUGAAUAA
Pipistrellus nathusii (Nathusius's pipistrelle) is the source of this 2397-nucleotide messenger RNA. The record is from the annotation of a GenBank genome assembly. NCBI's taxonomy places the organism in Eukaryota, Metazoa, Chordata, Mammalia, Chiroptera, Vespertilionidae.